CGACUGCGUGGAACGUAUUGAUACCCGCAUUAUUGCCAUUGCAGUCAUAAACGUCAAAUACGGUGGUUGUUUGAGCCGGAAAAAAAAUUAUAAUAUCAUCUGUAAUAUUGAUUUAAUUAUUUGUCACACAAAAAAAAAUUAUCUAGUGAAUAAUUAAGCUGAUAAUGUCAUCAGAAAAAAACUGUGUUCCAUAUUCAGAAAGUGGAGAUAAAGAUCAAGAUGAGAAAUUACUUCAGCCAUUUACAUAUAUUCUCCAAGUUCCUGGAAAACAAAUAAGAGCUAAAUUGGCAUACGCCAUGAAUUAUUGGUUAAAAAUACCGAUGGAAAAACUUUUUGCUGUUGGUGAUAUAACACAAAUGCUUCACAAUUCAAGUUUAUUAAUAGAUGAUAUUCAAGAUAAUUCAAUAUUACGACGUGGUAUACCAGUGGCACAUUCAAUCUACGGUGUUGCAAGUACAAUAAAUGCUGCAAAUUAUGUAUUAUUUAUUGCACUUGAACGAGUGUUGGCACUCAAUCAUCCUGAGGCCACUCAAGUUUACACUGAACAAUUAUUAGAAUUACACAGAGGACAAGGAAUCGAAAUUUAUUGGCGUGAUAAUUAUAUAUGUCCAACUGAAGCUGAAUAUCGACACAUGACAAUGAAAAAAACUGGUGGACUUUUCAAUUUAGCUGUUAGACUUAUGCAAUUAUUUUCUGAUUGCAAAGAAGAUUUUUCAAUGUUGGCUGGUAUACUGGGAUUGUAUUUUCAAAUAAGAGAUGAUUAUUGUAAUUUAUGCAUGCAAGAGUAUUCGGAAAAUAAAAGCUACUGUGAAGAUUUAUCUGAGGGAAAAUUUAGCUUUCCCAUAAUUCAUGCUAUUCAGAGUAAACCAGAUGACAGACAAGUUAUGAAUAUUUUACGCCAAAGAACUAAAGAUGUUGAAGUUAAAAAAUAUUGUGUAACACUUCUUGAAAAAUUUGGUUCAUUUGAUUAUACAAGAACAAUAUUAGCUGAAUUGGAUAAAAAAGCACGUGAUGAAGUUGAAAGACUUGGUGGUAAUCCACUUUUAAUUAAAGUUUUAGAUGAUCUUCUUAAUUGGACAAAGAAUGAUGAAGUUGAAAUGCAACAGUCUUAAAUAUAAUUAUGAAAAACAAAAAAUAGUUAAAUCUUUUUACAAAAGAUAAUUUAAAUUUGUCAUAGUGCCAAUUUAACUUUGACAAUAAUAUACAAUAAGGCCUAGAAGAAAAAAAAAAAUAUCAAUUUUGUUUAAUUAUAUAAAAGUGGCAUUUGUUACUUUAAUUUUGUUACGUAUAUUUUUUUUUUAUUUAAUAGCAAGUCACAAGCUUGUUUAACUUAAUAAUUUAAGAUUUAAUAUUAGCCAACAAUUAAAUCUGCAAUUUUUUAUAUAAAAUUUAUUUUCAUUUAUUGAAAAAAAAAAAAAAAACAUUCGUGCAUAUCGAAGUCAUAGAAUAAUAAUUUUGAAUAAUUAUAAUUAUUAUUUUCUUAAUGCAUUAAAAAACAUAGUUAACAAUAAUUUAAUAUAUACCUUUAUAAAUAAUAAUAAUAAGAUUUUUUUCUUUUUUUUUUUUUUUAGACUAUAUUGUAGUUUAAUUAAAUGUGGAUUGAUAAUAAUUAAUAAAAAUGCAUCAGGUAUAAAAUUGU
Molecule: messenger RNA, 1639 nt
Organism: Aphidius gifuensis
Lineage: Eukaryota; Metazoa; Arthropoda; Insecta; Hymenoptera; Braconidae
Gene: qm
Product: geranylgeranyl pyrophosphate synthase
Exons: 7
Coding region: 165-1112 (315 amino acids)
Biological process (GO): isoprenoid biosynthetic process
Molecular function (GO): prenyltransferase activity
Source: RefSeq, a predicted model, not a curated record